Meloidogyne enterolobii is the source of this 1077-nucleotide messenger RNA. The record is from the annotation of a GenBank genome assembly. NCBI's taxonomy places the organism in Eukaryota, Metazoa, Nematoda, Chromadorea, Rhabditida, Meloidogynidae.
AUGGCGUUUCACUUUUGGCGUUCCACGCGCAGUCCUGAUUUUUAUGUUUUCUUGAAAUUAUUUUUCGAUAACUAUUUUUUAUUUUCAUUAUUUUUGAUUAUUUAUGAGGGAUAUUUUUUAGGGGUUUCAAAUCCAGUUGAGAAAGAAAUAAAUAUAUUUAUUUGAGGAUUUUUGCUGUUAUUUUUUGUGUUCAUUAGCGCGUGUGUGUGCGUGAUUUUAAAUGCCGAUAAGGCGAUUAUUGAGAGAUAAAAAUAAAAAUUGAUAUUAUGUAUUUUAGAGAGGGGAAAUUCAGAAUAAUAUUUUUUAAUAAUUUAUUUAACUCAAUUUUCCUUUUAUUUUAUUUAAAAAAAUAAAAUUAGGGCAUCAAACAAAAAUGAAAAUUUAUUUAUUUAAAAAACCAGCGCGCGGCACUUAUCUCUCUUACUCAUUUUCAUUAUUUUUUUAAUUUUCAUUUUCUCUUAUCUAUUUUUCCUAUAUUUUUUUAAAUUAUUUUUGUGUUAUUUUUAUCUCUUUAUUUUUCAUUUAUUUUUUUAAAUUCAUCAUUUUAACAUUUUUUCCUUCACAAACAAUUGUUAUUGUUUGCUAAUCUCAGCGCGCGAAAAAUUCUCGGAAAAAAUAAAUUUUUUAAUGAAAAAUACCUUUUAUUUAUUUAUAUAAAUUUUUUUCUUAUUUUAUUAAUAAUUAAAUAAAUAUUUAUUUGUAGUUUUAAUUUUUAUUUAUUAAUUUUACUUGGUUUUAUUGAUGUUUCUAUUUAAUUCUGGUUUUUAUUGUAUUUAAAUUCUGUUUUGUAUUUUUCCGUUAAUUCUGAUUUUUGUAUUUCGGGUUAAUAUUUGCAUUUCUGAUUGUAAUUCUGAUUUGUAUUUUCGUUAAAUUCUGAUCUUCUGUUAUUUUUUAACAAAAAUACAAAAACCAGAAUUACAAAUUGUGAUUCUGGUUUCUGUUGUUAUUUUGUUCUGAUUUUUGUAUUUUGGGUUAAUUAUUUGUAUUUCUGAUUGCAUUUCUGAUUGUAAUUCUGAUUUAUUUAUAACGUCUAUUAAAUUUCGUGUACAUUUAUUGUUUGUGUUCUGAUUUUUUUGU